Molecule: messenger RNA, 3678 nt
Organism: Aureobasidium subglaciale EXF-2481
Lineage: Eukaryota; Fungi; Ascomycota; Dothideomycetes; Dothideales; Saccotheciaceae
Exons: 5
Coding region: 1-3678 (1225 amino acids)
Molecular function (GO): lipid binding
Source: RefSeq, a predicted model, not a curated record
AUGGCGGAUGCUCAACAACAGCAUGCUCCUGGUGGACACUACUCGGGUUCUAACAAGAUCCCGACCAUCAAUCAGUUCAUCGAGAAGCUCGAUCGCGACAAGGCUACGCGCGACAAGCAGAUUGACGAGCAAAGGAAAGCUCAGGCUUCUCAAAGGGCGAAUGGCGAUGCGGUUCCUCACCAGCAGUCAUCGAAACUAGAGGCAAAGGAGAACCAGCAAAAGGUCACGGAUCCGACGACUGGAAAGGAGGUCGUAAUCGAAGAUGUCAACCAGGACAUGAUCGACGCGGCAAAGAAUCCUAUGCUAUCUGUCCCUAAUGCCAACCUGGACAAGCCUACAACUGUCAAGACAGACCCCUCGCAGUCGAUGGAAGAGUACAAGCACAACCAAGAUGUGACUGCGCCUCCGGAUCCCGUUGCUGAAGGUAGCACCUCAGACGUACCCAUCCAUGGCGAGAAGACCAACAUUCUAUUCCACCCUACACCCUCGGUCAGCUAUGAACCUUUCUUCGCCGCUAUGGAGAAGAGGGCCACUGGCCUUUGUAUCGGUGUCUUUCUCGGUAUUGUCUUUGUCGGAAACAUCUUCGGUGGCUCUCUUAAAGGACUGAUCCCUCUGGCUAUGUGCAUUGCGUCUGGUAUCUUCCUCUGGGCCAAAGAGGUGAUCCGCAGCGGCAGGGAGGUUGAGUGGGACAGCGAGAAGAUCAGAGGCAGAACUGCCACUGCCAACCUUCUCCCCGAAUCAGUCGAAUGGAUGAACACUCUGCUUGGAGUCGUUUGGGGUCUCGUCAAUCCGGAUAUGUUCCAGAGCGUCGCCGAUACCCUCGAAGACGUCAUGCAAGCAUCUGUCCCCGGUGUCAUUGAGAACGUCCGUGUCGCCGAGAUCAACCAAGGCAGCAACCCUAUCCGUAUCCUCAGUCUGCGUGCUCUUCCCGAUGAGCAUAUGAAAGAGAUGAAGAACGCGAUCCACGAGGAGAACAAGAAGACCAAAGACCCUCAGGAGGCUGCUGCUGACGAAGAGGGUGGUGACUACUACAACCUCGAGGUCUCAUUUGCAUACCAUGCUGCUCCCUCUGGGAAGAGAGCCUCCGACAGAGCCAGAAACAUGCACAUGCAACUGGUCUUCUAUCUUGGCAUCAAGGGUCUGUUCGGCAUCCCUCUUCCCAUCUUUGUUGAGCUUCAGGAACUUGUUGGUACCGUCAGACUGCGCAUGGCCAUGACUCCCGAACCCCCAUUCCUCAAGACUCUGACAUUCACUCUCAUGGGUGUUCCCCACGUUCAAGCUGGAUGUAUUCCCAUGAUCGAGAAGGGUGUAAACAUUCUCAACCUUCCUCUCAUCUCGAACUUUGUCAACUAUGCCAUUGGCGCCGCCGCUAGUAUGUACGUUGCGCCCAAGUCCAUGUCUCUUGACAUGAGAGCCAUCCUUCAAGGCGACGACAUCACCAAGGAUGUUCAGGCUCUCGGUGUCAUGUGGAUUCGCAUCCACCGCGCUGUUGGUCUCAGCAAGCAGGAUAAGCGUGGCAGCAAGCACGGAGGAAGUGACCCAUAUAUCACUCUUUCCUUCUCCAAGUACGGAAAGCCCAUGUAUUGCACUCGUGUCAUCACAGACGACUUGAACCCCAUCUGGGAAGAAACUGCUGCCCUCCUCGUAACUCCCGAACUUAUCAAGGCCGACGAGAACUUGAGUGUUGAACUUUGGGACUCAGAUCGCCACACUGCUGAUGACAUUGUCGGCAAGGUCGAGUUGUCAAUGCAAAAGAUGAUCCAGCACCCUGGUAAGAUGUAUCCUCAAGUUUCCAAGCUUGCCGGUAUGGACUCCGACAGCGAGAUGCCUGGAGAACUUCACUGGGAGGUUGGCUUCUUCGGCAAGCCCCAAUUCAGACCCGCUCUUCGCACUGAUGGAAAGAACCACGGACUCCCUGAAAACCUCCGCGACAAACCCGAGCUUCAAGAUGAGAAGGGUGUGGCCAACACUGACACCGAUGACGCUGUCCAGCACACUCCCCCAGACCCCCUCUGGCCCAGCGGUGUGUGCAGUAUCGUCGUCCACCAGAUUGUCAACCUCCAACUCGAUAAUAUCAAGGGUACAGAAGGCAGCCGUAAGGGCAGAGAGUACGAACCUGCUAAGCCUAGCGGCGAGGGCACUGACGAAGAAGGUGACCAGCUUCCCACCAGUUAUUGUACCAUUCUCUACAACGACGAGCUGGUUUACAGAACUCGUGCCAAGGCUGUCAGCAGUCAACCUAUCUUCAACGCUGGUACCGAGCGCUUCAUUCGCGACUGGAGAUCUGCCGUCAUCACUGUUACUGUCCGUGAUUCCCGCAACCGCGAACACGAUCCCAUUCUCGGUGUCGUGCCUCUUAAGCUUUCCGAUGUCAUGGAGACCAGCUCGCAAGUCACCAGAUGGUACCCUCUUGACGGCGGCAUCGGUUUCGGUCGCAUCCGUAUCUCGCUCCUCUUCCGCAGCAUCGAAACUCGUCUUCCACCCAACAUGCUUGGAUGGGACGUUGGUACCUUCCAAUUCCUCUCCGAGAAGAUCACUGCAACUGGCUACACUCACCAUGCUAAACUUAAGAUGCGUACUGGAGGUUCCGUUGGUAAGCUGCCUCGCACACAAUGCCACAAGGUCAACAAUGGCCUUGAGUGGGAGGUUCAGCACAACGAGAAGAAGGAGCCUAUUCGCCUCCCCGUCAAGUACCGCUAUCGCAGUCCUAUCGUCUUUGAGUUCCACGUUUCUGGCAAGCGCAAGGCGGAUGCUCAUGCUGUCCUCUGGCUGCAGCACCUGAUUGACAACGAAUCUACCGAGAUUGAUAUCCCCAUCUGGCGCACGUCAUCUCCUGCAAGACUGACUCAGAACUACAUUACCGAAGAGAACGCAAACAAGGACAUGGCUGGACUGGAUGACCUCGAGGAGAUUGGUCGUCUUAAGUUUACCGGUCGCUUCAAGGCCGGUAUGGACGAGAGCCACGAGCAAUUUGUUGCCGACAACGAGUCCCGCGAGACCUACGAGAGUUGGGAGGCGUGUCUCGCCGAGGGUGUUCGUACAAGACUGGUGGAGAAGGAGAUGCCCGAUCGCGUCCAAGCACUACACGAGAAGUCCCUGACCGAAGGCCGCGAUAUCCUGAAGGAGGAGGACUCAGAUGAGAAGGAGAAGUGGCUUAGCAAGGAAGGUACUGAUUGGAGCGGUGCAUUCGGUCAAGAUCCCAAGGCAUAUGUGGACUCGUCAGGUAGAAAGCGCCGCGAGCCUGGAGCUGAGCCUCCUCUCCACGACCCCCACAACCCUAGCUCCGACGACGACUCCUCCGACAACGACGACUCCUCUGACGAUCUAGGUAUCAUGGAUGCUCAGAACUCGGAGAACCGUGGUGGUAAUGGUGGCGAGAGAGCAGGCAGACAGUCAUACGCUACUGAUACUACUGGCGGCCGAAGCUCCUACGACUCCUAUGCAGGCACCAACUCGACCUUCUCAGAUCCCAACACUGGAAGCAGUGGCAAGGACGUCAACAAGCAAAACAAGCGCACUGAGGAGCGCAAGCAACGUGGUUUGAUGCAGUGGAAGCCCGCUCGCAACCUCAAGUUCGCAAAGGAUGAGGGCAAGAUUGGCUUGAGGAAGAUCAAGAACAAGUUGACGGGAGGACUCAAUGGAAGACAGCCUGGUGUGGAGACUGAGACUGGAAAUUGA